GAGUUGUGGCUGGCUCGCUGGCUGCUGGCUGUCAGGAUGGGAGUUUCCCGAUCGUAGAUUGCUCGAUUUUCUUGUUAUAAAUCGCGAAUGAAUCAUCUAGGGUGAUCUUCUGGACAUAUUCAAGAGUGACCGCACAUUUUUAAUUAGAAAUGGCAGACAUAUCGGGCCGGAAAAUCAGCGCCCCUGAUUUCAAUCCAGAUAAAUACGUGAGGGAGCUAUCGCAAAGAUGUGUCGGGAGAAUGGAGCUGGUGACCCAGCGUCAGAAAAUGCAGAAGCUGGCUGAGGACACGAAUGAACAGCUGAAGAAGAACGUCUACGACAACUACGUGCAGUUCAUCGAAACUUCCAAGGAAAUAUCCCAUGUGGAGAGCGAGAUGUACCAGCUGUCCCAUUUUCUCUCGGAGCAGAGGGAGCUUCUGUCCAACUUGCUCGACACCUCGAUUGUAGGAAGUCGUGGUACGUUACUAGACAAAGAAAAAAUCCCUGAGGCUGAAGACAGCCGAAACAAUGAGGAAGAGCAGAGGAGGAAACUCGCGUCCAUCAUCGAAAAAGUGGAAGGCUGUGUUUCUUUGCUGGAGGUGCCUGGCAGAGUUCUUCUCCACGACAGCGACCUGAUCGAGCUGGACAUCAACGACAACUCGGCAAUUCAGAGAUAUCACGGAUACCUUUUAAAUGACAGUGUUGUUUUGGCUUCUUGGAUCACAAACAAGAGAGGUCCAGUGCGGUACAAAUUCCAAGUGCAGUACCCACUCGAGAGUUUGGCUGUGGUUAACGUUCGUGAUUUGGGAAAUGUGAAGCACGCCUUCAAAUUCCUCGCUUUUCCCGAUACCAGAAUCUUCCAGUGCUCAACGAGUGCUCACAAGAAUGAGUGGAUGGAUGCAUUCCACACGGCCAAGAACCCCACCCCGAAAAGUCAGCAAAAACAAAGAGAGUCUGCGUCUGAAAGACCGGUUUCUAUGAUUUCUAGAGGCGACUCCACCGAAUCAAACAAUCGUAAGACUUUAUUUGCCUCCUUGGAUUUGAAUUUAAAAUUGUGCGUAGCUUUCGAGGAUCCUGUACCGGAGCCAACUCCCGACCAGCUGGUUCCGGAGUGGUUGGCUGAGGCUCCGGAUGAUCUGGACGUCUUCAUUGCCCAGCGGCACUUCGAGGACGCCUACAACUUGAUCAUCAAGUGCAAGGACGGCUGGGCAGAACUGCCUCCCAGCUCCAAAUUGCAUCUCAUUCAGCGGAAGAUCGACGCGCGCGUGCGCAACCUGACGGAGGUGUUGAUGAAAGAGCUGGAGGUGUCCCCCGAGCGGAGCUUCCAGGGGGGUCUGCGAGCGGCUCGCAGGGCCGUGCGGCUGCUCAAUUUGCUGGGCUGCUCGACGCAGGCGUGCAAACUGUUCCUGGACCUGAGCAGCUCUGUGAUCAAGACGCAGCUGAAGCGGACGAUGCGCGAAGGUGUCACCGUGCAGUUCAUCACGCAACUCGGCGACAUUUUCUUCUCGAACGUCAAGGACGUGAUGCAGGAGUUCCUCAAGUCGUUCCCCUCCACCUCCAGCUGCCUCUCCUCCUUUGUCGUUUGGGCCGGACUCGAGCUCACCGCCUUUGUCGCCCUGCUCAACAAGCACAUUUUCCUGCCGCAGUCCUCCCUGGACGCCAUUGCAGAGUGCUUCACGUCGAUCAGAAAACUUUGCACAGAGCUAGGUGAGCUCGGUCUGGACAUCGUUUACAUGCUGGACGGUCUGCUGAGGUCUCCCCUGACCCGAGCCAUCCAGGACAACACGCGGAAGACGGUGGACUCGAUUAGAUUGAAAGCGGCCGACGACACUUGGCGCCAAACCAACCUGAUGAGCAAGGAUGCCAGGGCAAAGUUUGUGCAGGAGUUUGUCGACCUGGGUCUCGCCAACACAUCCUCUUACACCUACGGUGAAACGUGGGUCUACCUGACGUCCAACACAAUUUCGUUCACCCGUCGGUACGUGCAGUUGGUCGACUCGUCGCUCAGCCUGUGUUUUCCGGAGCUGGAAUUUGUGGUACGCAAGUCAAUCGAGAGUGUGCUCAGCGAACAGCUAAAACACGUGCAGGAGAGUUCGGUGAUUAGAAGUUACGACCAGGCCACCGUUGAGAAAAACGGCAACUUCCUUGUCGGCGAGCUGUUGCCGCUUGCGUUGAAGAAGUUCAGCCGAGCGAACGGACACCAGUGCGAGGAACUGUUGCAACUGGCCAAAAAAUACGCCAACUUGGCACCAAAGUCUGUUACGAAAUAUUCCACUACUGUCUAUAUUUAAAUUUCGUUGUUAUGUAAUAAUAAAAUGUUGAUUAACCACUAAAACUCAA
Molecule: messenger RNA, 2319 nt
Organism: Cloeon dipterum
Lineage: Eukaryota; Metazoa; Arthropoda; Insecta; Ephemeroptera; Baetidae
Gene: Exo84
Product: exocyst 84
Exons: 9
Coding region: 150-2270 (706 amino acids)
Biological process (GO): Golgi to plasma membrane transport; intracellular protein localization; exocytosis
Cellular component (GO): exocyst
Source: RefSeq, a predicted model, not a curated record